GCGAAUUGGCAAAUAUGGCUUCCUUUUCCCCUCUUUUCCUCUCAUUCUUCGUCUCUAUGCUUCUAUGCUUAGAAGCUAGGACAUUGCCCAUCUCAUCUCUUGUUAGCAAAGACCUAUUUGAUUCCAUGUUUCUACACAAAGACGAUAAUGCAUGUCCCGCAAGAAAUUUUUAUACGUACGAUAUUUUUCUAAAAGCAACAAGAUGUUUCCCACAAUUCGGAAACACCGGAAGUUUAACUGUUCGUAAGCGUGAAAUUGCUGCUUUUCUUGCUCAAAUAUCCCAUGAGACCACUGGUGGGUGGGCUACUGCUCCUGAUGGACCCUUUGCUUGGGGUUUGUGCUUCAAAGAGGAAGUUAGUCCUCAAAGCGACUACUGUGACUCUACCAACAAAGAAUGGCCUUGUCAUCCUGGCAAAUCUUACAAAGGAAGAGGACCUAUGCAAUUAUCUUGGAACUACAACUAUGGAGCAGCAGGAAAGGCCUUGGGGUUUGAUGGGUUGAAGAACCCAGAAAUCGUAGCUAAUAACUCUUUAAUUGCAUUCAAAACUGCUCUCUGGUUUUGGAUGAAAGAGCAGAAGCCAAAGCCAUCUUGCCAUAAUGUGAUGGUAGGAAAAUAUCGUCCCACAGAAGCUGAUAUAGCAGCUAAUCGGACAGCUGGAUAUGGGUUGGUCACUAACAUAAUCAACGGCGGACUUGAGUGUGGAAUAGCCAACCAUGGAGGAGUUAACGACCGGAUUGGAUAUUUUCAGCGAUAUGCUACACUGUUUAAUGUUGAUACAGGGCCUAAUUUGGAUUGUGAAAAUCAGAAAUCCUUCUAAACAGAAGCUCUUUGUUUUUCGUUUUUCUAAUUAAUUAUCCAAUAAUAGCUUACUGGUAACAGGCUGACAUGCUGUGGGUACUAGUGUAAUUUACUUUUUU
Molecule: messenger RNA, 918 nt
Organism: Pistacia vera
Lineage: Eukaryota; Viridiplantae; Streptophyta; Magnoliopsida; Sapindales; Anacardiaceae
Product: chitinase 10-like
Exons: 2
Coding region: 15-818 (267 amino acids)
Biological process (GO): cell wall macromolecule catabolic process; carbohydrate metabolic process; chitin catabolic process
Molecular function (GO): chitinase activity
Source: RefSeq, a predicted model, not a curated record